ACCGUUCAUCACAUACCCUGUCAUCUGGUUAAGGGUUACGGUGGCAAUGGUCGGCAAGUUCUUCAUCACCAGCUCUUAUGGUAUUAUCUAUGUAUACGCGGCAGAAAUAUACCCCACGAUCAUAAGGCAGGUGGGGGUCGGGUCGUGCUCUGUGGCCGCACGGGUAGGCUCUAUGUUAGCGCCGUUUGUCAAGGAUCUGAGCACCUACACCGGUAUGGGACUCGUACUGUCCAUAUUUGGCACCCUUUCCAUCGCCGACGGAAUUACUAUUCAUUUUUUGCCCGAAACUCGUGGCAAACAUAUUGCGGAUACCUUUGAAGAGGCGGAGAUACUGAACCGGUAG
Messenger RNA from Oppiella nova, 343 nucleotides. The record is from the annotation of a GenBank genome assembly. NCBI's taxonomy places the organism in Eukaryota, Metazoa, Arthropoda, Arachnida, Sarcoptiformes, Oppiidae.